AUGCACGGGUCCGCGCGCGCGCUCGCUCUCGCACUCGCGAUACUCGCGCUCGCGUACGCGCGCGCCCACAUACCCUCCCACGACAACAUCCUAAGAAUACAGUUGUGGGAUGCGGAGGGUCUCAGUAGGGAUCCCAUCACCACGCCGGCUCCGGCCACCACGCCAGGCUCGCGUUCCGCCAGGCGCCACAAGUUGAAAGUGAACUUGGACUCGCUGUACGAUGCUAUGCUGGAGGAAGGCCACGACGGAGGGUUCGGCAGGUUCACGCGACAUAAAGUGCGGCACAAGCGACGUCGGCCUCGGCAGACCGGCACCGACUUGCCGUGGCGGUUCCACGCCGGCGACAAGGUGUUGAACGUGGCAGUGUACGACGAAAAUGUGCCCUGGGACGUUAUCGAGGCUGAGAACAGCGGGACUAUGGUGAAUACGAGUGCAGUGAGUGAGAGUGCCAGUUCCCCUGUGAAUGCGCCGCGGGACGUGGGGCCCCCGAUGCACCUGCGUCAGCCUCCGGACGAGGUAAUGAGUGAGAGCAAACACCGUAUACAUUAA
Molecule: messenger RNA, 549 nt
Organism: Spodoptera littoralis (African cotton leafworm)
Lineage: Eukaryota; Metazoa; Arthropoda; Insecta; Lepidoptera; Noctuidae
Source: the annotation of a GenBank genome assembly